ACCUGUCCAAUCCAUGCGCAUAACAGAAGGAGGUGACCAAGAAGGUGUCAUGCCUACUUUUAUUAGCCUCACUUCAAUGGGACCUUCAGUGCUCUCCCCUACAUUGUUCAGUUAAACAAGAAAAGAUAACAUGCCGUGGCAGUUGAACUAAAAGUUUGGGCUCAAAACAACUACCAAAACCUUCCCCCACCACCAUCACUAAUUCCUACCCCCAUAUUUUACAAAGAACUGAUCAAACAAUCCAUGGCUACAGAAGACUUCAGCUUCCCAACAAUCACAGAUACUCCGCCCCGAUUCAUCGAGUCACCACCGUUGUGGCGGUCACCUUCCUUAGCCUCACACCAGGUAGAAACCAGAAGAGAAGCUUCAAGAGCAGAUGAUCAUGGAGAAAAUACCUUCCCUGUGCCUAAACAGAUCAGUUAUAGUCAACGAAAGAGCUUUUCGUGUAUAGAACGUGGGGCGAGAAUCGAAAGUAGUGAUGAUGAGGAUGAUAAGAUGGAUAUGUUAUGGGAGGAUUUCAACGAAGAAUUUUCGAGAUCGUGUGAGUCUGGGCUAGAGUCUGAUAUUUCGCCGGGGAGGAUGGUCGAAUUGAGCUGUGUUCAAGCCUUGAAAUUGUCGAAAAACGGCGGCCACGCUCUCGCCAGAAAGAGGCCACCGAGCUUGGUGGUGUUCAUGAAGGUUUUAAAGAAGUUCUUCUUGGUUCAUAACUCUCAUCGUCCAAUCAACAAACGGUCACGGUUGCCCAAUGUGAGAAAACAGAUAUAUAGAUUGGGGGUUACAUGAAACAAGAAGCAUAAUUCAGGGGUAUAAAUAUAAUUUUCUCUUUCUUAUUGACGAACCAGAGAGCCGCCAUUGGGCUGCUUGAUGAAAUGAGAUUGAUUAUUCGCUGUGAGAUAGCUGGGUGUAUGUGACAGAGAAAGACAUGCUGAUUGCUGAGUUUUUUUUUUUUUUUGC
This is a messenger RNA of Ilex paraguariensis (yerba mate), 954 nucleotides long. The record is from the annotation of a GenBank genome assembly. Lineage: Eukaryota; Viridiplantae; Streptophyta; Magnoliopsida; Aquifoliales; Aquifoliaceae.